AUGACUAUUGACCCCACCAUCACUAACGGCUGUCAGGAGACCCAAGAAUCGGUCCCUUCACUUCCCUUAUUCCUUGAGGCAAGGAAAGUCGCCCAGAGCAAUGCGGGGAAAGUUGCUGUGAUAGAUGCGACCAAGGGCGAAAGCUUCACUUAUGGCCAGCUUCUAGCAGAUACAGCAGUAUUAAAGAAGACCAUACUGGAGCGUUUGCAUCUGAGGAACACCGGAGACCUCGAAGAAGCGCGCAUUGCUUUUUUGACUCCCAAUGGAUACGAUUAUGUUGUUACUCAGUGGGCCAUAUGGGCUGCUGGAGGCGUCUGCGUACCUCUAUGUACAACCCACCCAGUCAAGGAGCUGGUAUACACAAUAGAGGACUCGGAUCCAUCUUUGAUUAUUCUGCAUCCCUCUUUUGAGAAGUCUGAGGUGCCGCUCCGCAAGGAGAUCGCCAAUGAUAUACCAUUCAUGCGUCUUGAGCCUUUUCAUUCGAGCGCGAUUACUUCAUCACUGUCACUGCCGAAGCUCAGUUCGAAGUCCUUCCUUGAUCGAAGAGCACUGAUGAUCUACACGUCGGGGACAACCUCUAGCCCCAAAGGCUGUGUCACAACCCACAAAAACAUAACUUUUCAGGCUAGCUGCCUCGUCCAGGCUUGGAAAUAUAGCCCAUCAGACCAUCUUAUUCACGUCUUACCGCUCCAUCACGUUCACGGAAUCAUCAAUGGCCUCACGGCCACUUUUCUCAGCGGAGCCACAGUAGAGAUGCACCCCAAGUUCGAUCCACUGUCUAUCUGGAGCCGGUGGCAAGAUCACGGCACCUCAACAAUGUUCAUGGCCGUCCCAACAAUCUAUUCGCGCCUGAACGACUUUUUUGAAACCAAAAUCCGCGGCACAGAAAAGGAAGCCGCGGCGCGGGCUGGCGCAAACGCACUUCGCCUUGUGGUGAGCGGCUCCGCGGCCCUCCCCACCCCGAUCAAGGCCAAGUUCGCAGCCAUCACAGGCCAGACACUUCUGGAGCGAUACGGUAUGACCGAGAUUGGCAUGGCUCUCAGCUGCGGGCUGGAUCUUGAGAAGCGAAUCGACGGAAGCGUCGGAUGGCCCUUACCGGGUGUGCAGGUACGGCUUACCGACAAAGAAACGGGAAAAGUCAUCGAUGGCACCGACGAAGAUGGCAUCAUUGAGAUUAAGGGCGACAAUGUUUUCCUUGAAUACUGGAGGCGCCCUGAAGCCACAGCCAAGGAGUUCACGGCCGACGGCUGGUUUCGGACCGGCGACGUUGCCCGACGCGAUGACGCGGGUGCGUACUUUAUCCAAGGCCGCGCAUCGGUUGAUUUGAUCAAGUCUGGCGGAUACAAGAUCUCUGCGCUGGAGGUGGAACGGAAAAUGCUCGGCUUGGAUGCGAUCCAAGAAGUAGCCGUCGUGGGGUUGGCGGAUGAGGAAUGGGGCCAGCGUGUGGCUGCCGUGGUCAAGCAGAGGCCCGGGACUGAACCGCUAGAACUGCAAAGUCUUCGGGCUGAACUGAAGCUGGAGAUGGCACCGUAUAAGAUCCCGUCAGUGCUGAAAAUUGUGGAUGAUAUCGAACGGAACGCCAUGGGCAAAGUGAACAAGAAGAUUAUCAUCCAGAAAUAUUGGCCGGACAAGACGACUUAA
This is a messenger RNA of Aspergillus clavatus NRRL 1, 1641 nucleotides long. RefSeq names its product acyl-CoA synthetase. The transcript is spliced from 4 exons. Bases 1 to 1641 code for a protein of 546 amino acids. NCBI's taxonomy places the organism in Eukaryota, Fungi, Ascomycota, Eurotiomycetes, Eurotiales, Aspergillaceae. Gene Ontology annotation, biological process: fatty acid metabolic process. Gene Ontology annotation, molecular function: medium-chain fatty acid-CoA ligase activity. The record is from RefSeq and is a predicted model, not a curated record.